Messenger RNA from Mercenaria mercenaria, 3572 nucleotides. RefSeq names its product histone H2A deubiquitinase MYSM1-like. The transcript has 15 exons. Gene Ontology annotation, molecular function: metallopeptidase activity; polyubiquitin modification-dependent protein binding. Lineage: Eukaryota; Metazoa; Mollusca; Bivalvia; Venerida; Veneridae. Gene Ontology annotation, cellular component: BRISC complex; BRCA1-A complex. The record is from RefSeq and is a predicted model, not a curated record. Gene Ontology annotation, biological process: double-strand break repair. The coding region runs from base 250 to 3012 and encodes 920 amino acids.
AUCCAAUAUUACUUUGACUUAGUUUCUGGGGACAAUAUAAUAUGAGGAAGUGGCUAUUCUAACGGUCCCGUAGGAAUAGCCUUGCAGGCUAUUCUUACGGUUCUCCCGUAAGAAUAGUGAAAAGUGUCAAUCAAACAUCUGUGAUCCAAUCAAAUAUCAAUUUUUAACACACACAGGUGUACCACGUAUCGCUGUCAUUUUCCUCCGACAAACUGAUUGUCGAGGUUAGCAGAUAAGGUAGACAGUAACAUGUAUGACAGCAAUGAACUGCCAUCAAAGAGUGCCAACUUGUUGCCAGAAUAUACAGACCCUCCUUGGAUGUUGGAGCAGGGCUGGACUCUAGACAACAGUUGCAUGGAUGAGAAAUCAAAAGCUACCAUAGAAAAAAUGCUCUUAGAAGAACAAUAUUACAUUAGUGGGAAGUCAGCAAGAGGGAAGCAACAGUUGGCUAUGUCUGUUGGUGUGGGACUUGCAAGGAAAAAAGGAGAACAAAAGAAGAUUGUUUGGACAAAGGAAGAAAAGGACAUGUUUCACAGAGGAAUGGAGAUAUAUGGAAGAAGCUGGACAAAAAUUGCUGAGCUAAUACCAACAAGAACCAGCACUCAGAUCAAAAACUUUGCUCAUCAGUUGUUCAGGACACUUAGUAAAGACAAAGAUGUUUUACCAUCUAAAUCUGAAGCAACAACAGCAACAACUUCUACAACUAGCUCUCCAGAAUCCUAUAGUGAAGAUCCACUUACUGUCACAAUGGCAACAGUAACCACAGCAGAGCCUACUGUUGCAGUUGCCAAAAAGUCUAUUGUACCGAAACGUGGUAGAAUACCAUCUAAAGACAAACAUAUAUUGAAACGUAAAUCAGCCAAGCCGAAAGUUCUUCCAUCAAAAAAUUGUAGUACUAAAUCAAGUGUUUCUGAGACUGCAAAGAAAAUUUCAAGAAUUAAAAAAUUGAAAUACAAAGGAAAAGCGAAUGGUAAAGUAAAUGGUGUAAGUAAACAAACUGACCAAGUAAUAAAACAUGACACAGGACAUUCAGAGAUUAUUUUAGAUAAGAAAUUGACCAUAACUCCAAGUUUGAUAGAAAAUUUGGAUGGAUUUUGUGCUGUAGCAGACAUAAUCAGUGGUGAAAAUGAUGAAGAAGCCAAGCCGACCAAUGAGAGCGAUGAUGACAUUCAUGUUGAUAUUGAAAAUGAUGAUGAUAAUGAUAGUAACCCAUUUCUGAUUGGUCGAUCUACAUCUCCAAACUCUGUUUAUGAAAAAUUACUUAAUGAAGCAAAUUUAAAUGAAACAAAUAGUAGUGAAGAGAAAAAUGUUGAGCAAGUUCUGCAAGAUGAUAAAAAUUGUAUUAAAGAGAGCAGUAAAGACAAUUCUGUCAAAACCUUUCUAGAUUGGAAAACUUGUGAAUCUCAAACAAAACUUAAGGGAGAAGUUGAUACUGAUACAAAAGUUACAGCUGAUAAAGUGGAAGUAACUGGGGAAGAAUAUACAGCAAAUAGUGUUUCACAUGAUACAAACAUGGACUUGGACAAAGACAAUAAUUUAGCUAAAUCGGAAGAAAAAAGUAGUUUUAAGAGGGAAGAGGUUUCUGUUAAACAAAUAGAUUCUCAAAAGGUUCUAGUAAAUGCUGUGGUACGAGAAGAUGGUGAAGUCAUGCAUUUUUCGGUGCCAACUGCAGAAAUUACUCUUCAACCAAAGAUAAUCACAGAACAGGAAAAAGAUGUUCUCAAAGAAUUCUUUGACAACAGACCGUCUAAAACACCAGAAAGAUAUCUGAAAAUUAGAAAUUACAUUGUUGAGUCAUGGAAGAAAUGCCGGCCAAGUUACUUAAACAAAACAUCAGUACGACCAGGACUGAAGAACUGUGGAGAUGUUAACAGUAUAGGCAGAGUACAUUCAUACCUGGAAUGUAUAGGGGCCAUUAACUUUGAUUGUGAACAAGCAGCAUACAAGCAUCCACGGUCUAUAUUUUCACUGCUAGGUAGAGAAAAGGUCAGCAAAGAUUCAACGUUUGAAGUAAACUCUGCUAAGUUAGAAGCCAUGAGGCCAAGGAAAAGAAAAGUAAAAGAUGCAUUUGGAUUUUGGAUAGAUGAAAAAGAUCUUGAAGGAAUGACUUUCGAGCAUGGGAAUUUGGUAGAAAGUCAGCCAAAAGAGGCAAAGCCAAAACAGAUAAAAACAACAUAUGAUCCUUUCAAACUGGUACCAUGUCUUUCAUUUAGUGAGGAGAGUCCUGCACCUUUUCUGGUGGAGGUACACUGUUCAGCACUGAUUGUAAUGGAUAUACAUAGCCAUAUAUCUAAGACUGAGGUAAUAGGCAUGCUGGGAGGCAAGUUCUGUGCAGAACAAGGUAAACUCAUCAUCACCAUGGCAACACCAUGUAACAGCAUUAGUACAGGAAUGCAAUGUGAAAUGGAUCCAGUUUCUCAGACACAGGCCAGUGAGGAGAUCAGGGGCUCGGGUAUGGAGGUAGUGGGCUGGUACCACUCACAUCCUACAUUUGUGCCAAACCCUUCAGUAAGAGAUAUUGAAACACAGCUCAAGUUUCAGAAUUGGUUUUCAAAAGGUGGUUGUAAUUUUGUGGGUGUGAUAGUCAGUCCGUACAACCCGCGAAGUUCUGGAAUGUGUUCUGAAGUGAAUGUCCUCACUGUUAGUAAAGAGAUACUUCCACAACUUCGGUGCAAUAUUCCUUACAAGUUUAGUUACACGACGAGACCCUGUGACACCUCUGAGAUAAACCACAUUGUGUUAACAGCCCAGGAUCUUGCAACUAGCUACAGUAACUACCCAAACAGAGUUGACCUUACUUCAGUAUACAGCUCAUCAAGGGGAAUUACUUUUUUAGAAAAGAUGAUAGAAUCGUUGAAGACAUACUGCCAGGAAGAGGAUAGCUGUCAACUGUUGGAGAGUGUGAGAAAAGCAUUUACACCUGUAGUUACUGCAGAUCAUAGUGGUCAUCAGGAUGUGGACAUUUCUCUCUCGGAAUUAGAAAACUUGGAUAAUUUGUCAAAAGACAGUUGACGGCAAUUUUCAUUGUGUGGGCAUUUUUUUCCUCCGCAUAUUUUUAUUCUCCCUAUUUAAUUAUAUGAAGUUGCUAGAGUCAUUUUCUGGCGGAUUGGGGAAAAUAGAUAUGUGUUCAUGAAAGACUGUUCCUUUUUGUAUUGGAAAUAUCUGCUUUAAUCUGCUGCUCAAAAUGUUGUUUACCUACUCUGUUGAUAUUUACUUUUAUGUCAUUGUGAGUAAAACAAUUUACAAAUAGCUGAAGGAAGAAAAGGAUACAUGUUACCACAUUUAGGUUUUACUUUCAGUGUGCACAGUUUUCACCCAUUCUCACCAUUCUCUGUUUUUCCAAAUUGGCCUUUUACUCCUAUAGGUUAAAGGUUGUGUUAUUAUGUGUUGUGUAUCAAAUCACUAAUGAUUUUGAAAAUUUACUAAGGAAAAAGUUUUCUAAACAAUACAGGUUAUAUUGUUAAAUUUGUGAUUGCUGUUAAGUUUUUGUAAUGGGUAAGGCUUUUUAAAAUGCAGAAAUAAUAUUUUAUUUAUUUAAACAUAUGUCUUUAAUAAAAUCACUUUUUGGGGGC